AGUAUUUGAAAUGAAUGUAGACAAUAGAAGAUUUACUCUGGUGUGUCUACUCUAGGUGUCCUUGAAUGUGUCCAAAGGGGUCCUGACUACGGAGAAUCUAGCUGAAGGUGUGAAGGUCCAAGGUGGUGGUGGGACUAGACUGAUUAUGGAGUCUAGCAGCCUGGUGAUCCUCAACGACACGCUGGCUAAAGUGUCCUAUACCAGCACUGUCUACCAUAUACACACUGGAGACCUCGCAUCCUUCCAGUUUGAAAACCACGAAGCUGUGUUUCCCAUUACCAUCAAACAGCCUCAGCUGCCAGUGCUGCACGACAUGGGGACAGAUAUCAACUCUCACGUCACCAUCGCCACAAAGACAUUUCUGCGCUACCCACAACUCAAGUUGUUGUUGAGUAGCAUCCGGCGUUUCUAUAGCAACAUAGAAGUCAUCAUCGCAGAUGACAGCUUUGAACCAGAGCACAUUACUGGAGAACACAUCCGGCAGUACUUAAUGCCUCCAGCACAGGGCUGGUUUGCUGGCAGGAAUCUGGCCGUCUCCCAGGUAACCACCAAGUACUUCCUGUGGGUGGACGAUGACUUUUUGUUCACGGAGAACACAAAGAUAGAGAAGCUGGUGGAGGUGAUGGAGGCGGUCCCAGAACUGGACGUGCUAGGUGGGACAGUACAAGGGAACCAGUUUUAUUUCUCUCUUCUCUAUGAGGAAGGAGAGGAAAUGGAAGGUGGCUGCUUGUACAGGAAGUCUCAAGGGAAGUUCCAAUCACUUUCUGGUUACCCACGAUGCUUUCUGGCCAGUGGGGUGGUCAACUUCUUCCUGGCUCGCACAGAUGCCGUCCAGAGGGUGGGAUUUGACCCUAAGCUCCAGAGGGUAGCGCACUCAGAGUUCUUUAUGGAUGGCCUGGGCUCGUUGCUGGUCGCCACGUGUGACCAUGUGUCCAUUGACCAUCAGCCCAAAACAGGCAACGACAAGGACAAGGCUCACUACGCCCGUUUUAGACACCCUGGAAACAGUGACAUGGAGUUCAAACUGCAGCUUCACUUUUUCAAAAACCACCUAAAGUGUGUCAGAUAUGGAUAGACGACUACAAGAGGACAUUGGGUUACAUAUUUCCCUGCAGUUAUUCAAAUAAAUAGUUCUGAUUCUGGAUGGUAAAACCAGGUCUGAACAGUCUCCCUAUUUAUGAAUCUCCUUACAAUGUCGCCCCCUCUGGGAUAGGGAGAGACUCUUUUAAUACCAAUAAACCAGAGAAUUGCUGCUUAAAGUUAAAUGCAGGGCCUGUAUGAAUGCAAUUUUAAGUUAAGUUUUUAAUUAGAAAUCUUUUUCUCUCUUUAUCUUCCAAAAUGUAUUUCAUUUUAUGUUUGUUUAAGCUUUUU
Molecule: messenger RNA, 1371 nt
Organism: Sander lucioperca (pikeperch)
Lineage: Eukaryota; Metazoa; Chordata; Actinopteri; Perciformes; Percidae
Product: beta-1,4 N-acetylgalactosaminyltransferase 2-like
Exons: 8
Coding region: 146-1075 (309 amino acids)
Biological process (GO): UDP-N-acetylgalactosamine metabolic process; UDP-N-acetylglucosamine metabolic process
Source: RefSeq, a predicted model, not a curated record